AUGACCCCAGAGCAGAUCAAAGAAUUUGGUCAAGAACGCUGGGUCGCUGGGUAUCUGCGGCAGCUACGAAAUCUGGAACCUCCCGAAGAAGGCUUUAUUGGAUCCGUAUCGCUUGGUUCUUCGAUGGACGACAGACUGGGCCACAACCGCUUCGGCCCAUUCCACAAAGUGGCAGACUUCCACGAUUAUUUACGCUUCGGAGGACCUCUUGAAACUUGGAACUAUGAUCCGGUGUAUUGGGAGUAUACCAAGAUGUACUUCGCCGAGUUCUCCUUUUAUCAAACAUUUUUUGCCGCUGUCGUGGGCGAGCCGGGCAUUGAAAAGUAUCCCAAGGAACUUCGGGCGGAGCGCGAUAUCUGGAGGGUUGUGAAUCCCUGGCAAUACGACGACUUUUACGGCAAACCAUUGAUCCAUGGGGGGCGUCUACAGGGUGGUGGAAGCUUGUGUAAUGAUGAGGGUACUUGGGCGGGGGGAAACUGA
Pseudogymnoascus verrucosus is the source of this 480-nucleotide messenger RNA. RefSeq lists its product as uncharacterized. Lineage: Eukaryota; Fungi; Ascomycota; Leotiomycetes; Thelebolales; Thelebolaceae. The record is from RefSeq and is a predicted model, not a curated record. Bases 1 to 480 code for a protein of 159 amino acids. The transcript is spliced from 2 exons.